GGCCCGCGGCAUGUGCCACCGCGCCGCCGCCGUGCCGCGGGUGAUCCCGGAAGCCCGCCGAGGACUCUGGGCGGCGGCCGCCUUCCUCGGGCGGCCGGCCAUCGGGGCUCUACUGUGCAGGGCCCCGGGACUCUGGCCCUGGCUGCUCCUCCACGGGCUCCGGGCUCGGGCGCGAGCCCCGGCGCUCGUGCUCGGGCCUCCCCCCCGCCAACGCGACGAGGCUGAGCUCGACGGCGCGAGGGGAGGCGCCGCCCUCCAGCCGGGCCUCCGGGCCGGCUGCCCCGCGAGGCCCCGGGACGGCCCGCCCGGAGAGCCUCUCGUCGAGAGCUCAGCCCCGCCGGCCUCGGCAACUGCGGCCACGGGCGAAGCCGGGCUGAGCGAGCUCGGACGCCCUGCGGCGUCUGAAUUCGAGUGCCCUACGGCGUCUGCAGGCCUACGAUGUUGCGGCGUCUGCGCGUGAAAAUCGCCUGCUUCCCAACUGAUGGGAAGGGGACUCCUCUCUACUGCAGCUGGCCAGGGAGGAGGAGGAGGAGGAGGGGGAGGAGAGGGAGGGAAAUUGGAAAGCGGGCGCAGGAGAAGGGAGCGCCCUUCGGUCUCCAAGUGAUACGUACCAGCUGAAUGAUCCUGGCGUGUGAGCCCUCCAAGCAACUACUUGAGAAGUGGCAGCCCCUGCGCGUGGCACCCCAUAUGUGCGUGGGUGCCGAUGCGUGAGUGGAAACCAAAUGGCAGCAACGGGCAGAAGCCAACACACCACCCAUGGGCAACGGACAAACCAAAGGGCAGUAACGGCUGGAGCUCUGCCGAAUCGGCUGAGACCCCAGAUGUGCAAGCACUGUGGCGGGCGACUGGCGCCGCGAGAGAUACCUUGCUGGCUCUGGUGGUGACAAUACCCCGCGGGUAGGGGAGGAGGAUGAAAAGGGUUCAGCCAGAAGAUUCGAUGCGAGGCCGUCCGCGCGGUGCUGGGACCAUGACCACCGACGUCGAUAAUCAGAGUCGAUGACCACCACUGUCAACCCUGGCUUACCUGGGCA
This is a messenger RNA of Prorocentrum cordatum, 1031 nucleotides long. Lineage: Eukaryota; Dinophyceae; Prorocentrales; Prorocentraceae. The record is from the annotation of a GenBank genome assembly.